Molecule: messenger RNA, 1452 nt
Organism: Erpetoichthys calabaricus (reedfish)
Lineage: Eukaryota; Metazoa; Chordata; Cladistia; Polypteriformes; Polypteridae
Product: E3 SUMO-protein ligase ZBED1-like
Exons: 1
Coding region: 1-1452 (483 amino acids)
Molecular function (GO): DNA binding
Source: RefSeq, a predicted model, not a curated record
AUGGAAAACACAGUGGAAAAGAAUAUUCAACCUGCCCCGUCCUCAUUUAAGGCAGACGUUUGGGCACAUUUUGGAUUCUACAACAUCGAUGGCAAGAAAGAGCUUGAUAAAACUCACGUAAUAUGCAAGCUUUGUAAAGCUAAAAUCAAAUAUUUUGGAAACACUACAAACCUCAGGACUCACAUGGCACGUCAUCAUCCAGAGGAUGCAAACGAAGUUCAGCCAAAAGUAAGAAACAUUCCAGGAGACCAACGCACUCUGCAUCAAUGUUGCAAACUUCCAACCAACUCUGAACGGGCGAAGAAAAUAACUCAAUCCAUAGCCUGUUUUAUUUCCAAAGAUCUGCGUCCCUACAGCGUUGUUGAAAAUGAAGGCUUUCGGUACAUGCUGAAAACAGUUGAGCCUAGAUACGCUAUACCAAGCCGUCAGCUUUUUGCUGAAAAAGCGAUACCUCUGUUAUACGAAGAGACAAAGAAAAAAGUAGCAGAAGCGUUGAAGAAAGCAACAAGAGUAGCCUUAACAUGCGAUGCAUGGACAUCAAGGGCAGUCCAGUCGUAUGUAACCUUUACCGCUCACUAUAUUACAGACAACUGGGAGCUUGAGUCACGAGUUUUACAAACUACAGCAAUAAAUGAAAGCCACACAGCCGCACAUAUAAAGGAGAACAUUCAAUCUGUCGCACAGGAAUGGCAGCUCACAACCACUGACCUGGUAAUUGUUACCGAUAACGCUGCUAACAUGCUAGCUGCUGCACAGCUGGGAAACUUUCAACACGUUAAAUGUUUCGCACAUACCAUCAACCUCGUGGCACAGAGAGCUCUGAAGCUGCCGUCUGUUUUACGUCUGCUGGGGAAAAUUCGGAGAAUUACCGGAUUUUUUCAUCGCAGUGCCACCGCAAAUCAUGUCUUGAAACAGAAACUUCUGGAGCUGGCACCGCACAAGUUGACAACGGACGUGGCUACACGAUGGAAUAGUGCAUUCGACAUGAUCGAUAGAUUCCUGGAGCAACAACCAGCCAUUUGCGCUGCACUUCUCUCUGCUGAAGUAAGAAAAUGUGGAGCCAGCAUCUGCACACUAGACGAAACCGACGUCGCCAACACAGAAGAAGUUGCUGCAGCCCUCAAGCCAUUAAAAGAGGCAACAAACAUAAUGUCUGAAGAAGCCACGCCGACAGUGUCUGUGAUAGCCCCACUACAUGCGCAGCUACUUCACGAAACAAAAGCAGGAUUCUGUGGUGAAACAGCACUCGUCCGGGAAAUCAAACAGGCAAUUCACGAAGAUCUGGCCAAGAGAUACACGAGUGUGACAGACAAAAAUAUGCUCCACAUAUCUUCAAGCCUGGACCCCAGGUUCAAAACACUGCCCUUUCUCUCUCAGGACGAGCAAAAGGACAUACACUCUAAGGUGAUUGCUGAAGCGGCAACACUUGAGGUAAUUUAUUAUAUUUUUUAA